Molecule: messenger RNA, 2102 nt
Organism: Scophthalmus maximus (turbot)
Lineage: Eukaryota; Metazoa; Chordata; Actinopteri; Pleuronectiformes; Scophthalmidae
Gene: lpar4
Product: lysophosphatidic acid receptor 4
Exons: 3
Coding region: 441-1505 (354 amino acids)
Biological process (GO): positive regulation of Rho protein signal transduction; phospholipase C-activating G protein-coupled receptor signaling pathway
Cellular component (GO): membrane
Molecular function (GO): lysophosphatidic acid receptor activity
Source: RefSeq, a predicted model, not a curated record
CAAAGCGCGCGCACGCUCGUGACCUCGCUCUGCGCGGAGUGAGCAGUGAGCAGGUUCCGUAUGGACGCGCGAGCGAGUGCUCGGGACGGGUACUGGGAGACGCCCUCGGCCGCGGGACUCUUCGCGGUGCCGUUAUUUCUUUCAUCCGGAUGGUUGUGAAAAAGGAACAGAGUGACACUUGGACGAAGCGGAGUGCGGAGGGAGUCUCUCUGACCAGCAUCAGUGACCAGGAGCUCAACUGUCACCAACUCAGCUGCAAGAGGAUUGACCAGCCCUGCCGCCGUGCAUCCUGACCGCCUCUGGCUCAGAGGAGGCUCGACUGGUGGAUCCCCCGCUGACGCCUCCGAUCCCCAGAUUCACGCACUGACUGAACCCCUUUCCGGGCAGCUUUUGUGUCCCCUUCCUUCUGCGGAGUUACCCCCCCCAUUCAAGCGGUCACCAUGGCUAGUCUGGUGCUCAACGAGACUGGAAUGGAGGACUGUGGGAUUGACGACUCCUUCAAGUACAACUUGUACUCUGUGGUUUACAGUGUGGUCUUUGUUUUGGGCCUGAUCACCAACUGUGCGGCGCUCUUUGUGUUCUGCCUCCGGAUGAAGAUGCGCAACGAGACCACAAUGUUUAUGACCAACUUGGCGUUAUCCGAUUUGGUGUUUGUUUUCACGCUGCCAUUCAAGGUCUUCUACAAUGUGAACCGCCACUGGCCGUUCGGAGACGAACUGUGUAAAGUGUCGGGAACGGCCUUCAUCACCAACAUCUACGGCAGCAUGCUCUUCCUCACCUGCAUCAGUGUGGACCGCUUCCUGGCGAUAGUCUACCCCUUCCGCUCACGCUCCAUACGCACACGCAGGAACGCAGCGCUGGUGUGCGCCGCCGUGUGGCUGACCAUCGUAGGAGGAGGAAUAUCGGUGACCUUCUUCUCCACCAUCAACAGCACAAACAGAGCCACCACGUGCUUCGAGGGCUUCUCCAAGAGCACCUGGAGGACCUACCUGUCCAAAAUCACCAUCUUCAUUGAGAUUGUAGGUUUUCUCAUCCCCCUGCUGGUCAACUUGGUAUGUUCCUCCCUGGUUCUGCGGACACUGCGUCGCCCGGGGACUGUUGGUCGCGGCUGCGACAGCAAGAGGCGCGUCUUGCGGAUGAUUGUGGUCCAUCUGGGCAUCUUCAUCAUCUGCUUUGUCCCUUAUAACUCUAUCCUCUUCCUAUAUGCCCUGGUGCGGACGCAGGCCCUGGCUAACUGCGCUAUAGAGCGAUUCGCCCGAACGCUUUACCCGAUCACUCUGUGCCUGGCCAGCCUCAACUGUUGCCUGGACCCUGUGGUCUACUACUUCACCUCAGAGAGCUUCCAGAAAAGCCUGAUCGUCGGAGGGAGAGGGUCCGGCUCCCGGCCUGAGAGCAUCCCCCGCAGCGAGGGCGAGACCCAGGACACUGCCAACACUCUCCCCAGAGACACAGACACUGUAGCCAGCAAUGGAAAAGAGGCAAAGAUGUCUGAAAGUCAGUUCUGACUCGGCAGGGAACGUUUUCAAAGGCAGGAGCCCUGAAGUUGAGGGAGAAUUAAAAAAUAAAAAAGCAAUCAGCUGUUUGGUCCUGGAAGUGACAAACACAUAACUCAGCAGAUUAGUUAAGGCCUGAGGUAAACCCUGAUGUAUGGCCUGGGCUUUACGGAUUAAUCCAGCACUGGAGAACACAGGAAUGUAUCCGUGUUUAUUAUGAGAGAACACUACGGGGACCAGAGAGCCAGCCACAUCAGGACUAUUUUGAUAGCGCGGAGACACGCAGAGCCUCUGAGAGAGACUCCAGUACAUCACCACUCAGGCUUAACGCACACAAACGCUCACAAAUGCACUGGAUUGUGGAUGAGAUGGAGAUUUCCGUCCACAUUGUUGAAAUAUGCAGUUAAGUACUUUUGUGCCACACGGAGCCCUUAGGGUUUUACUGUCGUCAAGCUCGAGCUCUCACGGUGCAUUGUAUCAUUUUAGACAUUAAUGUUAUGACACUCUUUACUGGCGAGACCCGCUGUUAUUGUUACCAGCAGCACUCGGACCUGCUGAGUGAAAUGUGUCUCAUGUUGAAGUUUGAGGUCAUUAAAUGUGUGUCUUGAA